Messenger RNA from Macaca mulatta (Rhesus monkey), 3486 nucleotides. The record is from RefSeq and is a predicted model, not a curated record. NCBI's taxonomy places the organism in Eukaryota, Metazoa, Chordata, Mammalia, Primates, Cercopithecidae.
CGUAGACCACUGGGUGCCUGCGCCUGUGUUUUCAAACAUGUCUGUGAACGUGAUUGCAUCACUUGGGGUGCAUUUUAGGAUUUGGAUGUGCUGCCAAACUUCUACACUCUGAAGCUCAGUCAUCUGCCAUUUGGCGUGUUAGCUUUCUGUCAGGAAACCCUUUGCCGUUCUUUUUUUAAUGUGUCCAGGACUCUGAAGAAAAUUGCAUUUUGUUUGCACAAACUGCUGCAUUCCUGCAGACUUCUGGAUGACAAAAUAAGAAGCGCCCUUGAGGGUGAGGUGUUUCAGUGUGAUCACAAAAGGGGCGAGCACAGGGUGUCAGCGGAGCAGCUGGAAAGUAUUAGCAACGACUUAGGGUCAUUAAUAGGGUCCUCGAUUUGGAAUGGUUUGUUUGCUGCAGGGCUCAAUAUGGUACUCAAAUGUUUUUCUUUUCGUCCUUUUUCCUGGAAAUCAAUUUUUAAAAAUAUGGUUUGUUUCUUGGCUUCCUGCUCUGCAUCUCAGCAGACUUCCUCUGUCACCAGGUCCCUCCGUCCACGUUCCUUGUGCGGCCAGCGUCAGAGCCAUGGCAACGGAGGAGAAGAAGCCCGAGACCGAGGCUGCCAGAGCACAGCCAACCCCUUCGUCAUCCGCCACUCAGAGCAAGCCUACACCCGUGAAGCCAAACUAUGCUCUAAAGUUCACCCUUGCUGGCCACACCAAAGCAGUGUCCUCUGUGAAAUUCAGCCCGAAUGGAGAGUGGCUGGCAAGUUCAUCCGCUGAUAAACUCAUUAAAAUUUGGGGCGCGUAUGAUGGGAAAUUUGAGAAAACCAUAUCUGGCCACAAGCUGGGAAUAUCCGAUGUAGCCUGGUCGUCAGAUUCUAACCUUCUUGUUUCCGCCUCAGAUGACAAAACCUUGAAGAUAUGGGACGUGAGCUCGGGGAAGUGUUUGAAAACCCUGAAGGGACACAGUAAUUAUGUCUUUUGCUGUAACUUCAAUCCCCAGUCCAACCUUAUUGUCUCAGGAUCCUUUGAUGAAAGUGUGAGGAUAUGGGAUGUGAAAACAGGGAAGUGCCUCAAGACUUUGCCAGCUCACUCGGAUCCAGUCUCGGCCGUUCAUUUUAAUCGUGAUGGAUCCUUGAUAGUUUCAAGUAGCUAUGAUGGUCUCUGUCGCAUCUGGGACACCGCCUCAGGCCAGUGCCUGAAGACGCUCAUCGAUGACGACAACCCCCCAGUGUCUUUCGUGAAGUUCUCCCCGAACGGCAAAUACAUCCUGGCCGCCACGCUGGACAACACUCUGAAGCUCUGGGACUACAGCAAGGGCAAGUGCCUGAAGACGUACACUGGCCACAAGAAUGAGAAAUACUGCAUAUUUGCUAAUUUCUCUGUUACUGGCGGGAAGUGGAUUGUGUCUGGCUCAGAGGAUAACCUUGUUUACAUCUGGAACCUUCAGACGAAAGAGAUUGUACAGAAACUACAAGGCCACACAGAUGUUGUGAUCUCAACAGCCUGUCACCCAACAGAAAACAUCAUUGCCUCUGCUGCGCUAGAAAAUGACAAAACAAUUAAACUGUGGAAGAGUGACUGCUAAGUCCCUUUGCGCCUGCCCGCGAGGGACUGUCGGGACGUUGACCCGGAUUGGCAAGAAACAUGGUGUCUUGGAGGUGGUCCCCAGGGUCUGCGCCUGGGGGUCAGGACAGGGCCUGAUUCGAGCCUCCUCUUUGAAGAUGAUUUGGCCGAGCGGAAGGUGUGGACCACCGGAAAGUUCUAAAAGUUGCUGGUGACAUUUCUUGCCAAUUCUAACACUGUCUAGGGAAGAGUUCCUAGUCUAUUGUGUUCAAACAGAGUCAACAAAAAUUUUUAAUUUUUUAUUACAAAAGGGUGAAGUUCAAUUUAACAUGCGUUGUGUUUUUUCAGUAAACGUUCUGUAUCUUUUUGAUAUUCCAUGACCCAGUGCACGCCGUCACCGCCACCGUGGCCCCGCCAGCUGGCCUCCCCUUUGGCCUCGGGCCCUGACUCCUCCAUUCCCGCCAGUAGCCGUUGCUAGUGUGUUUUUGUCUUUCUGGAAAGCAGCGUUGUGUGGUUGUUUUCCGUGUAAAGAGCCGUUUGUGUCUCGGGAGCUUGUGGGCCACACGUCGACAGCACAGUCAUUGCGCACGACGCUCCGGUUUGUCUCAGUGUCCCUGCAACAAGCAGCACCACAGACUGUAAUAAAAGGUGGGGUUUUGUGAAUGGUUGUGGCAAGUGAGUCCUUGUGAAGCUCGUCUCCAUGUGGCUUUCUUGGAGAAAGGCUCCCCUGGGGCAAGAGGGCGGAAGGUUUCUUCGGAAAGGUGGUGCUGAGGCUGGCUGCGCCUGCUCUCUGAAGCCGCCUUCCUCUCUAGGUUCACUGUUCAGUGUUGCUGGGGGAGGAGCGGGGGUGGGGAGGUUCUUAGUUGCGAAGGAGCCAAGCUCCUGAUGGGCUCCCGUUGGGAUGUGGAGGAUGCCUGUGGCAUGGGAACGCUCCCUGAGCCCUUCACUCCAGGUCAGAUGCCAGUGGGACUGAUGCGCCCUAUGAGGGCUGCAGGGCCAGCGCUGCCCUUCGGCAUCCUCGAGGGGUUGGGUGCUAAGCGCAAGCCUCACUGUCCUUGCCGGAACCCUCACUCGCCCGCCCACCCCUCUGUGCUCCUGGCGGUGCGGCUUCCUGGUGCUCACCUGCACAGCAGUUUACAGUGGAGGCCAAGCUGGCACCUCUGGGGAGCGAGGCCGAAACCUGAGCUCCGUGGAGACCGUUGUGGUGAGGGCUGCCACACAGGGCGGAGCAGGGUGGCCGAGGGCACGGGCGCCUGGGUCUGUCCCACGGGGCAGCGCUUUGGGGUGGUGUAGGCUGUGAUGCUCUGGGAAGCCCGCUUGGGUCCUGGGUCUACAGAGGGCCCUGGCCCCGGAGCCCAGCCAACUCUUCCUCUCUCAGGGCCUGGAGUCCUGGGGGAGCCCAGCCGGCUCUGCCUCUCAGGGCCUGGAGUCCUGGGUGAAUCCUGCAGGUUUUUGGUUGCACUGGCCCAGGGAGGAAGCGGGGGUUGUCAGGUGGGCUCUCCUGGGGGUCCUGCAGUGGCAGAGGUGAGGAGGGGAUUAUCCGAGGCAUCUGGAGAUGUAUGUCCUGUGGUUUCCCUUGCCCGUCUGUUUCUGAUGAGGUGUACGGAUGAGUGACCUGCGCUAAGAAGUGAGUUACCACAGUGAAAAUGGGUUGGUUUUUGUCUUCGACACUCAGGGUCUGGGCGCCUCACAUUUGCAGUCUGUUGUGACAGACUCGGGAAGCUCCGUGUGCCAGCCUGCGGCUGCCCUGCUGUGGGGGUCCUGGGGGCGGCGAGCCUCCUUCAGUCUUGUUCUGGGGAGGAUGGCCCACUCCGGGGAGGGGGUGUGCUGUGCUGAGCGCUGUAUCCCUGAAUAUAGUUUAUUUUUUCUACAUUUGAAUUCUGUUGUAGAUUUAUGUAAAAAUACAUUCUUUUUGAAAAUAAAAAUUUUCAUGUCUUCUAA